UCCUGGGAAGUUGUUCCUCUGUUAUAGCAGUUUUCUAACUGUUAACAUAGAGGAAAAUUAAGAGAAUAUACACCUGACAAACAGCUAACGGCAGUGGGAUCAAUACAUUUCCUGAUGAUACUAUUCAGAAGGAUGGGAUAUAUACGUUUGGAUAAUUGUACAGAUAAAUACUAUGAACACAGGAACAUUAAUUCUCCAAAUAUUUACCCAGUUGGUAAUUGAAUUCUUAGUCAAACAAAAAAGGGCAGUGUCUAAGCCUGGCGGAUUUCUGACUACAACAAGGUAAAUAACAGAGCUCAUGGCUGUCUGACUUCAGGAUCCAGGGAGUAAGUGUGUGCAACAACAUCCAACCCAGGAUCUCUUCUGUCAGGAUAGAUUCACCAAUAGUCUCUGUGGUCCCUCUGAGACUGCUCCACCAGGAGGUCUUUAACGAUGAGGGACCGCCUGGAUGAACUACGUCAGCUACGUCAGAAGGCCCAGGAUGUCCAGGAGUCGAGGAGCACAGCAGGUGACACCCCAGUGCCGGAGAAGGACUCCCACCCAGGUGACACGGUUGGGGUUAGGGCAACCACUCCGCAGCAGGCCGUGGUGUUCGAGGAGGAACCGGUGCUGGACAACUUCCUGUCUGAGGCUCAGCAUCUCCGCAGUGACAUCACUGAGCUGGAAACGGAGGUAAAGAAGUUUAGUCAGCAACAAAAGAGUCUUGUGGCGACCAUGCGUCGUUUCAGUGUGAUGAAGAAGGAGAGCACAGUGACCAAGGACAUCAAGCUGCAGGCGGAGAGCAUCCACAGACGACUGGAAGCUCUUUCUAAGAAAGUCCAGAGCUCAGAAGACCUACACGGACUCAACGCAGCUACCACACGUAUCCAACGCUCCCAACACUCAGCGCUCCAUAGACACUUCCAACAGGUGAUGCGUCUGUACAAUGAAUCCAUCCUUAGUAAACAGGAGCGUUGUAAACAUUUCAUCAUCCGCCAGCUGGAGGUGUCUGGACGCGACGUCACCGAGGAGGAAGUAGACGAAAUGGUUGCAACUGGGAAGUGGGAAGUGUUUAAUGAAAAUCUCCUUAACAAUGAGCGCAUCACACGGUCUCAGCUGUCCGAGAUUGAGCAGAGACAUAAAGAGCUACUGAAUCUGGAGAGCAACAUGAAGGAGCUGAGAGAACUGUUCAUGGAUAUCUUUAUGUUGGUUGAAGAGCAGGGAGGCUACAUAGACAAUAUCCAGGCAAACGUAGAGAAGACACAGGACUACAUCACCACCACUAAUGAGAAGUUUAAAAUGGCCACCAGGUACAAGAAAAAUAAUCCCCUGAGGAGGCUCUGCUCAUGUUGCUGCCCCUGGAGGUGUUAUACAUAGAGGAAGGACUAGCCGCUGGUACCUCUUUGGGUUUUGCUGAUGUGGACAGACUACAGGUGACAUUCACUGAAAAUGAUGCACUCUUAAGUGUGCGUGAGAGAAAAUUGACCAAUUUAGGAGGUCAUCCAAGAAGAACAGUAUUUGGUAACGGUGUACAAUUAAAGCAGAAAGCGAGUAGGUAUCUUCAGUCCCGAACACUGAAUGACUGACUACAGAUGGAAAUCUAAGAGAAACCCUUUUUACCCGUACAGCAACAUGUUGGCGACAGAUGUAUAUUACUUUUAUGAAUCUUUGCAAGCAUUUAUUUUGAAUGCACACAGACAGUUUUAUAAAUCUAGCAUUUAAAAUAAAAAUUCUAGAAAAUGCUAGUAGCAUAGUAAACAAAUAUCAGUUUCCCAUCAAUUAUUAUAAAAUGUUGCAUAUGUUUUUUUGCUGAUUUGUGGCCGUCCAUCAUCCAUUAUGUAUAGUGUUUCAGGAAUUACAAUUCUAUGAUAUUUCACAAAAUAACAUUAAUUUGGAAUUCUACCACAUUGUUGCUAAUAUUUGCUUAUUGGUUAAGUGGCUUAUGCUAACGUUAGCUAGAAGGCUAAUAGUAGUCGGGCUAGGGGUUACAUUUUGGUUUAGGAUAGGACUGAGGUUAGGGUUCGUGGUUGUUGUUCAGAUUCGGCCUAGGAGAAGGUUUGAAAAUUGCUAUUUGAAAAUUGCUAAUGAGCAAAUCUGUGAUGAGAUAUUGACAGGCAAGCUAAACAUUUGUCGUAUGCGACCUACUGUCGUUUUAAGGAAGCUUCAGUGAUAUGAAAUAUUAUCCAUACAUAUCUUAUUCAAAUUGCAGUUUACCAGAUAUACUGUAAAUUUUUAUUGUUAUGUAUAUCCUCUGAUCCCAGACUGACAUA
Messenger RNA from Esox lucius (northern pike), 2249 nucleotides. It is a transcript of the gene stx19, whose product is annotated as syntaxin 19. The record is from RefSeq and is a predicted model, not a curated record. The coding region runs from base 433 to 1356 and encodes 307 amino acids. NCBI's taxonomy places the organism in Eukaryota, Metazoa, Chordata, Actinopteri, Esociformes, Esocidae. Gene Ontology annotation, cellular component: plasma membrane; presynaptic active zone membrane; endomembrane system. Gene Ontology annotation, molecular function: SNARE binding; SNAP receptor activity. The transcript has 5 exons. Gene Ontology annotation, biological process: exocytosis; synaptic vesicle fusion to presynaptic active zone membrane; intracellular protein transport.